Molecule: messenger RNA, 1665 nt
Organism: Sabethes cyaneus
Lineage: Eukaryota; Metazoa; Arthropoda; Insecta; Diptera; Culicidae
Gene: Dronc
Product: caspase Dronc
Exons: 4
Coding region: 105-1439 (444 amino acids)
Biological process (GO): proteolysis
Molecular function (GO): cysteine-type endopeptidase activity
Source: RefSeq, a predicted model, not a curated record
AUAGUUGUGUAAUCGUAUUUUUUUGUGAAAGUUGAUAGAUUUGGUAUAUCCGUUUAUAUAAAACCGAUUUCGCAGUGCAAAAUUUUUUGUGAGAAAAUUCUAAAAUGAAUCAAAACGACCGACAAAAAAUAAUGAAUCAACUGGAUCAGUUGAUCCAAAACACCAACUACGGAACCCUGCUUAAUUCAUGCCUUGACGAACGAAUUCUGUCGGAGGUGAUGAUUUUCAUAAUUGAGGAUCGCUUUCCAGAUGAAGCUACAAAACAUAAAAUGCUCUUUGAAAAAAUUACUAAGCGAGGGCCAACAGCGUUCCAAAAAUUAUUAGACAUUUGUCAACUUAAUUUCCCAGCAGCUUAUAAUCUUCUGAAGUCCGGAAAUGUUUUAACCAUUAAUAACGACCACGAAAACUUUCAUUCUAUAUCUAACGCUAAACGUCAUCGUUCAAGCAGUGACGCCAAUCUGAUUGAUCCAAAUCGAUCUACCGAAUUGCAUCGAAAAUUUCGGAAUCUUUCAGUAGGGUCACGAUCUGUGUCCGAAGAGGAAGACAGUAAGAGUCGCUUAUUUAAUUCCGCAGAUAGGAAUAGGAAAUGUAAGUUGGAAAUUUUCGAAGAAAAUGUUCUGGACAAGUAUGAAGUUAAACUUACUAAGAGUCCUCAACAACCAAAAUUGUUGCAUGCCUAUCCUAUGAAGAGCAGAAAUAGAGGAACAGUGUUUAUAUUGAACAUUAUUACAUACAUCAACAAUACUCAUCCGGUGCGAAAUGGGGCCAAAACCGAUAAGGACAAUUUAGUUUCACUAUUUAGGCAGCUUGGUUUUAAAGUAUUCUAUUACGAAGACCUUACCAGAGCGGACUAUGACGAUUUAAUCGCCCAGCUGAAAAGGUCAGAAUUUCUUUCUGCCGAAUGUUUCGCUUUUUACGUAUUGGCUCACGGAAAUCACACCAAGGGAAGCGAUAAAAUUUACCUGCAUGACAAUUCUGUUCUUUUCGUGGAGCAAAUUUUGGAACAGUUCAAUAAUGUUAACUGCCGAAAAUUGAUUGGGAAGCCUAAACUGUUUUUCUUUUCCAUAUGCAGAGGAGAUGAAGCGGAUUAUGGAACUCUACGGUCAGCAGAGCAUACUGAGCGAGAUGGAAUGAUUAAUCCGAAGAUUGACCCGCCAGUAAACAUGCCAACGUUUGCCGACAUGUUUAUUUGCUUUUCGACCGUUCGGGGAUUCGCAGCGCAUAGAGAUCAGCUCAACGGCUCGUGGUUCGUUGAGAGCAUGUGCGAAGUUUGGGGAAAACAUGCUCACGAUACCGACGUAGAGCAGUUGACGAAACUAGUCGGUAAGGAUGUCAGUAUGUAUAGGACCGAAAAAAACAAUGCUCUGCAGACGCUGGCCAGCGAGCAACGGGGAUUUUUUGAACUGCUCUAUUUGAAUCCAGGAUAUAUUGAGGAAUGAGAUCGUUCACAUUGCUCUACGCUAUUAAACGAUAAGUUAAGAUAAAUGCCAUGAACUUCGUACAAGUUUAUUUUUGCCGGCAUACUAUCUAUUAAAAAUAAGAUUUUUUAAUCAAAUUACGGACUAACCACUGAAACAAAUUGACAUUUCCAUCCACAGAGAUAUGUGGUAAAUAAUAUCUGUAGCAAAUUUAUACUGAAUGAAAUAAAACUUAGCGUAUGCGCUA